This is a messenger RNA of Miniopterus natalensis, 4989 nucleotides long. Lineage: Eukaryota; Metazoa; Chordata; Mammalia; Chiroptera; Miniopteridae. The record is from RefSeq and is a predicted model, not a curated record.
UGAGAGUGUUUCACAAAGAUGCGUGCUGUGCGGUUCUCUCAUUUGUAUCAUAACAUUGUUAUUCAGGCUGGGGUACAGUUUUACUUUCUGAAAUGAAAACGCCAUACCGCUUGGAUCUGUUUGGUAUUUUUUUCUGUUUUUUAGAACUUGGCCUCUUUGAGACAUUUCACAAUAACUGUUUCCUUUCCUUUCUUAUUUUAUAGCUUUGAAGAAAGACGACACCACCUUUGACGAGAUAUGUGUCACAAAGAUGUCUACACGGAACUGCCAGGGAAUGGACUCAGUGAUCAAACCCCUGGACACAAUUCCUGAGGAUAAGAAAGUCAGGGUUCAGAGGACACAGAGCACUUUUGACCCAUUUGAGAAGCCCACCAAUCAAGUAAAGAGGGUGCACUCAGAGAACAAUGCCUGCAUUAACUUUAAGACUUCCUCCAGCGGCAAAGAGUCUCCUAAGGUUAGGCGGCACUCCAGCCCCAGCUCGCCGACAAGUCCCAAAUUUGGAAAAGCUGACUCAUAUGAAAAACUGGAAAAACUAGGGGAAGGAUCUUAUGCUACAGUAUACAAAGGGAAAAGCAAGGUAAAUGGGAAGUUGGUAGCCCUGAAGGUGAUCAGGCUGCAAGAAGAAGAAGGGACACCUUUUACAGCUAUCAGGGAAGCCUCUCUGUUGAAAGGACUAAAGCAUGCUAACAUAGUGUUGCUUCAUGAUAUCAUCCACACCAAGGAGACGCUGACACUCGUGUUUGAAUAUGUGCACACUGAUUUAUGUCAGUACAUGGACAAGCACCCUGGGGGGCUGCAUCCAGAUAAUGUGAAGUUGUUUUUAUUUCAGUUGCUGCGAGGGCUGUCUUACAUCCACCAGCGUUAUAUUUUGCACAGAGACCUGAAACCACAGAACCUUCUGAUCAGUGACACGGGGGAGUUAAAGCUGGCAGAUUUCGGUCUUGCAAGAGCAAAAUCGGUCCCAAGCCACACAUACUCCAAUGAAGUGGUUACCUUAUGGUACAGACCUCCAGAUGUCCUCCUGGGCUCAACAGAGUAUUCCACCUGCCUUGACAUGUGGGGAGUUGGCUGCAUCUUUGUUGAAAUGAUCCAAGGAGUUGCUGCUUUUCCAGGAAUGAAAGACAUUCAGGAUCAACUUGAACGAAUAUUUCUGGUUCUUGGAACGCCAAAUGAGGACACUUGGCCUGGAGUCCACUCUUUACCACAUUUUAAGCCAGAUCGCUUUACUGUGUACAGCUCUAAACACCUUAGACAAGCAUGGAAUAAGCUCAGCUAUGUGAAUUAUGCAGAGGAUCUGGCCUCCAAGCUCCUACAGUGUUCCCCAAAGAACAGACUAUCAGCACAGGCUGCCUUGAGCCACGAGUAUUUUAGUGACCUGCCCCCACGGCUAUGGGAACUGACCGAUAUGUCUUCUAUUUUUACCGUCCCAAAUGUAAGAUUGCAACCAGAGUCUGGAGAGAGCAUGCGGGCCUUUGGGAAAAACAAUAGUUAUGGCAAAAGUCUAUCAAAUAGCAAGCACUGAUGAGCACAGCGUCCUCAAGAGAGCACAGGAUUAAGUUGUCAUCAUUCUGGGAAGAAAAAAACAAAACACAUUAAUGAAGUGGCCAAUAAUAGGAAGGGAAUCAUGGAUCAGUUUCCUUUCGCUCCCUGUGGUGGAUUUCACUUACAAGAAAAUUGAAGCUGGCAAGACCCUGUUUUCUCUACAAUUUAUUCAAAACCUUGCACGCAUUUGGAUACCUUGUGAUUUCCAAGAACUAUGUGAAGAUUAAGCUUCGCUUACUGAUACAUGGCAUGUAUUCUUUUCAGUCUUUUGUGUUUGAUUUUGUUUGAUUUCCCUCGGCAGCGCAGCGUCUCUGUAAAGGUUUUUAUGCUUUUACCAACCAUGUCUUAAAUACAUUAAGACAACACAUUUGGUGUUCACACUUCUUCAGUAAUGUCUGUACUUGAAAGCCACACAGUGGCAUGAAACGAUGUGUGCUUUCCUGGAGACCAGUGCACAGUUUGCAACCACUAGGAAGGAAAUGUUUAGCUGAAGCAAACUCAUGUUCCCUGACUGACUUGACAACUCGGUUCCUGGCCGUGGGGCUCCACUUGUCGCCUACCUUUUGAGGACAUUUGCAAGUGUGAUUUUUUUUUUUUUCUUGGAAAUACCGCACAUUUAUCUAGGAUAUCAGAACCUGCUUAGCAUUUUCAAGCCACAUAGCAUGACUGUUUUCCAAGCUGGUUGGAAAUGGAGAAUCACGUAUCAAGCAUUAAAAACAGAGACAGGGAUAAAUUGCUUCCUUUUCAACCUCUGGAGACUGAGGUGACUUUUUACAUGUUUUCUGGGUCUUGUCAACAUCUUAUUUUUUCCAUCCACUCUUUGACACUUUGUGUUUUCUUAGUGGAGAAGAGAGUGAGGAACAGAAUGUUUAAAACUUGGGCCCACAGAAUGGGACUGGCUGGAUGAGCUCUGAAGGCCAUCAUUGCUCAUUAACAUUUAAGAAGCAAACUACAAAGUGAUCCAAAGUUAAAAAUCGGCUCAUUUACAUCAGAGCAACUUUAAAUUACAUUUUUUUAAACAUUCCAAGCUGACUUGAAGCCAUCAUUGGGUACCCUGACCUUAAACUGUCUCCUGGAAAAACUGUUUGAAUGCAGGUUUUAGAAGCAAUACGGGAGUCUUGCUUUAAAGAAUGGGAAAGGGAAAUAGAAAGGCCUGGCUUCCCUUCUUGAAGGAGUUGAGAGACCUUGGAGGGUGGAGGCGAGUAUGUGACAUGGAGAGAGAAGUGGGUUGGGCAUCUGUUGAGCUUUGAUCUGGAGGGAGAGCUGUCUGACGUGGGCUGUCUCCCAGGGGGAGAGGCCUCCCUGCAGAAUCCCAGAGUAUACCGAGGCUAAGGGAGUGGUUAAAUUCAUCUAAAGCAUGAAACCUAGUUCUUCAGGACACAAAUUCCUAUGGAAAUACUUCGUGUACAUUGUUUUACAUUUUCCUGUUAGAAAGAAGGAGAGACCAAGAACUUGAAAUGCAUUGCACUUUGGGAGAUCAAGUCUAGGAAUUAUGAGCCAGUUUGAUAAAGACUUUCUCUGAGAGUCGGGUAAGGGGAAGAGAUUUUCUACAGUUAAACCCAGUAUACCUAGGGAAUUGGACCCAGAAUUCCUAAACAUUAAAAUGGUACCUUCCCUGCAGUGGGAUGUGAGUAUAUAAUAUAUUCAAGGUCACAGUCCAUCCUAUCCAGAAGUAGCAUUCAUUGUAAGCCUCUAAGUGUUAAGCAAGGAAUUAUUUACUGAUUGAUAUUAAAGAGAGCAAAAGUUACCCAAGGCUAGAGUAUUUACUAUUUGCCGCCUAGAAAUCUUUCCAUUCUUCUUUCAUACAUUCCAACUCAUUGGUAGUCUUUAGAGGUAUUUUGAUUUAACGUGCAUUUAAAUUAGGAUUUCUUACAGUAAAUAUGGAGAAGAAAACCUUACAUGCAACUGAAAACAGCCUUGCCUGUGGUUUGUCUUGAAUGAGUCAUUUGGGGGAGAGGUGUAACUUUUGUAUUUUACUAAGUUUCAACCAAGAGCACCUGAUGAUUGUCUGGCUAUUUAAUAAGCUUUCUAACUUGAAAUUUUGAAAAUAUUUAGUGUUAAAAGACUUCCAUCAGGAAAUGUUAGAGUCAUUUAGAAAUAUAUCUCCGCUGCCCUAGGCAGCUUCUCUUGGGAAAUGAAACAUACUAGCACGCAGAGGGGGUAAAUCAGUUUUAUUACAGAGACAUACCUCUCAGAAGAUCUUGUUUAGGAACUUCUGGUUCCCCAUCCUUGCCAUCAGUACAGAACAUCCAAAGUUUGGUUUCUCUCUCCCUCCUUUCCUCUCCCAUUUGCGAUCGUGUCCUACCUCCCCUUUUCCCCCCCACCGUCUCUAGCUGAGGGCAGCCAUGAAAAAUCAUCACAGAAUGUGCUCAUGAGCAGAUUUAUUAUUCCAUUGAGAAAGCACUGGAAUGUUUUGAGAGAUUAUUUUUACAGGAAGGAGUAGCUUGAAUUCAAACAGCUGGACUAGUGAGAACACAUGAGCAUGGGGACGUAUCAAGGCAGCGUCCCUGCACACACAGUAUUCCGAGGGGAAACGUGGGACUUCAUGUCCAUGUUCUUAAAGGACCAGUGUGGUUGACUUACAAAUACAAGAUACGCAGGACAUGAAAAAAAAUGUUUGCAGUGCCCAGAGAAAAACGGGGGGCACAAAGCAAGGGUGGCUGUCCGCCCUCUGAUACAAGGGUGAGAAGCUAUUUCUACCUCGCGAGAGUGAUGAGAGAAGUUUCCAGGGGCGCCUCCAGGCUUGCAGAGAAAGCGAGGCCUCUGGGUAUCCUUUCCUCCGUGUGUACAUGACAGCCAGUGUAGUCCCUACCCUAGGUCAUGCAUCUGUAUAAGAUACUCAUCUGUGAAUAUUCCUGGUUUUGUAAUCUUUGUUAUAUAAGAGGAAGUUUAGGCUGUACAUACUGGGGUAGAUUAUUGCCUGCCCCCAUACAUAGGAAUAUGCUGCAUAAUUGUGCAUAACUUCCAUCUCCCUUACUGGCUUGUAGGCAGAGGAAACCACAUAUGUUACUGCCUUGCAAUCCUCAUACACCAAAAACAAAACAAGACAAAAAAAAAGCAAAAACAAAACAAAAAAAAUCUCAAAUAAAAUCAGCAAUCUCCUAUUCUCAUUCCCUUCCCACAGCAGCAUAUUUUAGAGGCACAUAUAAAAUCUACAUUCUCUAGUUGGGAGUGGAUUUUUUUUAAUUUUUAUUUUAUCUUUUUUUUUUCUGUAAGAUACACUGAGAUGCGUACUUUCGAACAGGGGGUCGGUACCUAAGAAAUGUGCUAGCAUCAUUCAGAAAACUAUUAUACUUCAAAAUAACACAUAGUAAGGAGAAUGGAAUAAUACAUGUUGCAUAUUUGUUACCAAUUGUAAUUUGUCUGUAUUAUGAAAGAUGUAAUGGUUUGUCAGCUGUCUCUGUUGUUUUCUUGUAACAUGAUAUGGAAUAAAAGAAUCUCUGUACA